This is a messenger RNA of Sitodiplosis mosellana (orange wheat blossom midge), 1004 nucleotides long. Its product is annotated as beta-lactamase-like protein 2 homolog. Lineage: Eukaryota; Metazoa; Arthropoda; Insecta; Diptera; Cecidomyiidae. The transcript has 4 exons. Gene Ontology annotation, cellular component: mitochondrial matrix. Gene Ontology annotation, molecular function: RNA endonuclease activity; single-stranded RNA binding. The record is from RefSeq and is a predicted model, not a curated record. Bases 17 to 919 code for a protein of 300 amino acids.
UCUACAGUAUUUAAAGAUGAGUGCAACAAAAUUAACACCAAUACCAGUCAUCACAAAAUUGAGUACGAAUUUAAUUCGAAUCCUUGGGUGUAAUCCCGGUCCGAUGACUCUACAAGGAACAAAUACAUAUCUCAUUGGCAAUGGCAAACGUCGCAUUCUGUGUGAUACGGGCGAGUCCAAUAAACCGGAUUAUAUAAAACACUUGAAAAGUGUGUUGAGUGAUGAAAAGGCUACAAUUAGUGAUAUAAUUUUGACUCAUUGGCACUAUGAUCAUAUCGGUGGUGUAAAAGAAGUGUUGCAAUGUUUGGAUGAUGCCAAAGAUUGUAACAUUUGGAAAUAUCCACGAAGUGAUGCAGACGAUUCAUAUCCAGACUUUAUGGGCGAUAUCCAGCUGAAUACACUCAAACAUGAGCAAAUCUUCAGUACAGAUGGAAUGACUUUGAAAGUAGUUUACACACCAGGUCACACAACCGAUCAUUGCAUACUCUUUGUGGACGAAACGAAAGAAUUGUUUAGUGGCGAUUGCAUACUGGGCGAAGGCACAGCAGUAUUUGAAGAUCUGUAUGAUUAUAUGAAAAGCCUGAAGUUGAUUAUCAACGAAAAUCCAUCAACGAUUUACCCAGGCCAUGGUAAUAUAGUCACGAAUCCAAUACCAAAAAUUCAAUAUUACAUUGAUCACCGUAAUCAACGUGAAGCACAAAUUUUCGACGUGCUUGAGUCUAAUCCAGACAAAUGGUAUACAAACAUGGAUCUAGUGAAAAUUAUUUACAUCGAAACGCCAGAGCAACUGUGGAGAGCGGCCGCUCACAAUGUGACGCAACACUUGAGAAAACUGGAAAAAGAUAAAAAAAUCGAAUCCAAGAAAGUGGAUCCAUCCGACGAUGGGUCAAGCUCAUUGCAGUGGAAGUACUUGAAGUAAUAAAUUCAAUUAGACAACCUAGUGCCAAACGUGUAGUUCGAUGUAUCGAUUUUUAUAAUAAUAAUAAACGCCGAGUUGACUUUGA